Molecule: messenger RNA, 691 nt
Organism: Exserohilum turcica Et28A
Lineage: Eukaryota; Fungi; Ascomycota; Dothideomycetes; Pleosporales; Pleosporaceae
Exons: 1
Coding region: 1-366 (121 amino acids)
Source: RefSeq, a predicted model, not a curated record
AUGGCGCGACGCAUUGCGCUGGUGCGGGUGCCCUACGACGACGACUGCUGGGCCGACGUGCUUUGCGGUGCAGAGCAGGCCCAGGACUCUUCUCCGCCGCGCCUGGGAGCUGGCGCUGGUGCUGGUGCUGGCGCUGGCGCUGGCACUCGCACUCGCACUGGUGCAGUCGUUCGCAUGGCCGUGGGCGCACCAGCAGCGAACACGGCCCUGGCACUGCUCUCACGACAUGGCGAGGGCGCGGGUGCUGGGGCGCAACAGGCUCGGCCGGAUGGGGUUGCGGAGACGGCCAUAUUGACGCUCAUCAUCUGCGCGUGCUCGCAUGCUAUGCUGUCCUGUCAUCAAGGGCCCUGUCGCGUUUCCGUAUAAGCGUGGCUGUCGAACCAAGGUCAUCCGUCGAUCAUAGUACCUUGCCGGGUAAGCCGCCUGAGCGUCGGUCGCUAGCCGCCAAACGGUCUAGAAGCAGACGGCAUGAGGAAAUCAAUGCUGCACCCACCACACGCACGCCUCGCAAUCCCUUGGGGGCUCGCCAUGAUGUCAUGCAUCCGAGCCUCCGUCGCCGCCGCCAGCCUGUGCCAGUGCCAGUGCCAGUACGUGCGGCCCUGCCUGCGCCUCGUCGUUGUAUAGCAGACUGGACGCACCGUUGCUCGGCCUGGCUCCGCGGCGGCGGCACUUCUCUCGCACACUCGUCCCC